AUGGGCUUGAUAUCAUCUACUAUCCGGCUUUACACUCGAGCUUUUAUACGAAAACCUUUUGGUACAGACGACUGGUUCAUGCUGGUUGGAACUAUUUUGUUCAUCGGGCAGCAGUAUAUCGCUUGGAUGUGGACCAUCUUAGGCGGCGGGCUGCACGUUACCGACCCUCGUGUUAAGCCUGAAAACCUCAAGAAAAUCAGCACUUAUCUCUUCGCAGAAGAGUUCUACUAUCUUCUUCUACAGUUCUUCAUAAAGAUGUCGUUCCUCUUCUUCUAUCGCCGCACACUCGAGGUCACACCAGGUUUUAGGAUCGCGGUAAUAACCACUAUGAUCCUGGUCGGCUUGCAGACGGGCGGCACAUGGAUUUUCUACGGCCUGCAAUGUAUCCCCAUCCAAGCCUUUUUCACCCCAGAACUUUAUCCGAACGCUGUCUGCAUUUCCUCUGGUCUAUCAUACUACUUGCCCUCCGUUGCUAACGUCUUCAUGGACGUAGUGAUUUACCUCCUCCCGAUCUACCCUCUGUGGCACGUACAAACUACGGUCCGCCGCCGAAUCGGUCUGAUGUGCGUCUUUACCCUUGGAGGCUGCACGAUUAUGAUUUCGCUUCUUCGCUUCAUCGUCCUGUGGCAACUCGCAAACACGAAAGAUGUGUCGUACAUCUUCGGCUCCGUCACGAUCGUCACGUCUAUCGAAUUCGCGGUAGCGAUCAUCACCGCCAAUAUGCCUGGAAUGUACGGCUUCUACCGCGCAAGGGUAUCGAGAAAAGAGCAGAGUUCCACUGAGGGAUACCACUUUGGCAUUGCUACCCCUGGAUCCAAGGGCCGUUCUUUAGGGAACGCUAGUCGUGUGACAAAGGGUAGCAAACUGAGCACUCAUGGCGAGGAAGAUGAUGUAAGAACAGGGAGCCAGGACGAGCUGUACCCAAUGAGCAAUCUCGGUGAGAGCGAAGAGGAGCAGAAUAUACGCGUCACUACGAAGGUCAUAGUCGAAGGGGAAGAUCCCAAGAGAUUGCCCAGGAGUAGUCUCAGGAGCCUCAGAAAGGGACAUUGA
Messenger RNA from Alternaria ethzedia, 1050 nucleotides. RefSeq lists its product as uncharacterized. The record is from RefSeq and is a predicted model, not a curated record. Bases 1 to 1050 code for a protein of 349 amino acids. NCBI's taxonomy places the organism in Eukaryota, Fungi, Ascomycota, Dothideomycetes, Pleosporales, Pleosporaceae. The transcript has 5 exons.